Molecule: messenger RNA, 3413 nt
Organism: Siniperca chuatsi (mandarin fish)
Lineage: Eukaryota; Metazoa; Chordata; Actinopteri; Centrarchiformes; Sinipercidae
Gene: rab4b
Product: RAB4B, member RAS oncogene family
Exons: 8
Coding region: 202-843 (213 amino acids)
Biological process (GO): regulation of endocytosis; Rab protein signal transduction
Cellular component (GO): endosome
Molecular function (GO): GTP binding; GTPase activity
Source: RefSeq, a predicted model, not a curated record
GACCACGAAUGACGUAGCACGCAGCUGCCGUGUUUGGUGUGUGUGGUCGGAGCAAAAAAGCUAGGAAGGGAUCAAGGAAACAUCUAGCAUCGUAGAGAUAAACACCCUACAGAGGUGUGAACCCAUCGAGCACACAAGUGUCACAAUACCAGGAGAACAGUAAAAAGGCCCGAUUGAGUCCUUCAUACAGCGAGGGUCAACAUGUCUGAGACAUACGACUUCCUGUUUAAGUUCCUGGUGAUUGGCAGUGCUGGGACAGGGAAAUCCUGCCUCCUCCACCAAUUCAUUGAGAACAAGUUUAAACAGGACUCCAACCACACCAUCGGCGUGGAGUUUGGUUCCAGAGUGGUCAAUGUUGGUGGCAAGACAGUCAAACUGCAGAUCUGGGACACUGCAGGGCAGGAGCGAUUCCGUUCUGUGACACGUAGCUACUACAGAGGAGCAGCUGGAGCGCUCCUCGUCUAUGAUAUUACCAGUCGGGAGACAUAUAAUGCCCUAACCAACUGGCUGACAGAUGCACGGACUCUUGCGAGCCCCAACAUUGUUAUUAUCCUGUGUGGCAACAAGAAAGACCUGGAUGCAGACAGAGAGGUGACCUUCCUGGAAGCGUCGCGCUUUGCUCAGGAGAACGAGCUGAUGUUCCUGGAGACCAGUGCUCUGACAGGAGAGAAUGUCGAGGAAGGUUUCCUGAAGUGUGCUCGCACCAUCCUCAACAAGAUAGAUUCAGGUGAGUUAGACCCGGAGAGGAUGGGUUCAGGUAUCCAGUAUGGAGAUGCUUCGUUGAGACAGCUGCGACAGCCGAGAGGCACCACCACACAAAAUAAACAGCAGUGCAAUUGCUAGGGGCCCACCCUCACCUCAGCCCACCGGCCCACACAGACAGGACGUCCCCUACAGCUCCAGGUGUUUUUUGGUGUGUGGGACCCUUCUCUCUGCAGUCUCACACACCUUGGAUCACCUGGAUGUCAUGGAGAUCACUGCAACCCCUUUGCCCCUGCGUCUGGCCAGGGAAACCCCUCAGUGUGAACACGCUGGAAUCAUAAAGAAGAGGAAUCCUCUUCUUAAAAAAUGGUUUCUCAGUUACUUACCAGACAAGGACGAGUCAGGAGUUGUGUGUAUGGGCUGCCCUUCUGUUGUUUUAUCUCUAUGCUUUUCAUUCUGAUCUAGUAACACCGACAUGCUUUCUACGUUUGCACAUCAUCGUUUGUAAAUUAUUAUUGGUAAACUAUUUUGCGCAUAUUCAUCGUUCAACCUAUUCGGAUAUGAUUCAUGAUUAGUUUGGUCAGCGCUUUUGAGUUUUAACAUUCAUAAAGGCACGCGUUGAUAUUUUACUUUUUAUUAUCCAUUAUUUGAUUACCUGUACUUUCCAUAAAUUCACCCUGUCAUUGAUAGUGAUAAACAGUCUAAACACGUUCUGAUAUAAGUAAAAUUAAGUCAACAUGAACAGAUUUUGGUUUAGAAUUACUGUAGAUAUGUUGAAAACCGGGUACAGUGCAAAUGUUUGUAAAGGUUUCUGCAGUUGUUGUCCAGUAAUUGUUCCUGAUCCAAAUGGAAGCAACUAAUCAGUGAGUUAAAGUGUAGUUAAGAUUUUUAAUUGCAUAAAGGCCCAAAUGUAGAGCCCAGUUCUUUUACUCACUUUGAGAUGUGUGUUAUAUUGAGUCAUUUGACUUUUUGGUUUGCAUUAAAAUGCACUAUUAUGACAUAGAGUGUUGGCCUUAGUAAUAUACUUGAUAUUGUGGAUCUACAGUAUAUUAUUUAUUCCUGGUCACCAUGUCUCUGAACUGUCAAAGGGAACGGUCCAGUCACUCCACUCUACAUCCACAUAGACCAGCCUGUGGGUCAGGUUUAAAGCACAAAAAAGAGAUUUUGCUCUUUAUUUUACUCCAAAGUUCCCAAAGUUUUUAGAUUUGGUAAUGUCCCAGUGUCUCUCGGCCUAUCAAAGAAUAAGGUUAAGAAAGGGUCAUCAAUCUUUGCAAAACUAACAGUGUCUUUGACUCCUGCUGGGCUUUUUCUCCAUUUUCUUGACCUCCCUUUAAUUCAUGCUGUACAUACUGUAUAAGGGACGUCACAGGAAACCACAGUUGGUUUUGCCUCAGUGCCAUUUUUGGGAAACUUUCAUACUGCCCACUCAGUUCCCUCAUAGAGGCUUGACACUGCUUAAUCAUGCAAGGUUGUAAGUGCGCCUUGAUAAAAGUCAGGAUUCUGCUUUUUAACCUUUCAAUUAGUUUUUACUUCCCUUUGUCAAGCACAGAAGCAGCUCCAAAAUGUCGUUGAGUUACCAAGCCGAGCCAGAUGUUUUCUCCUAAGAACAGAGCCUGUGUUGCCCGAGAGAGAAACAGGGAUUUUCCACUGAAACAUGGUUUUCUCUUUCCCUGUAACACUGACAGCACAGUUUGUGGUGCCGCUGGAGGAGAAUGAGGUUGCAAGUUAAUAACUUAAAAACAUCCCAAACUCGCCCGCCCUACUGUUGAGUCAGAGGCACUGCUUCUGUCUGAAUCACUGAGAGCAGGUCACACUGACCCAGCAAAGAGGAGAUCAAAACAAACUUGCCUGCAAAGCCUAUUUCUCAUGUCUUCUCCUCAAGUGUUAGCAUAUGUCCUCCCAGACAAACCAUAUGUGUUUUAAGCUCAAAUGAGCCAACACGCUUAUGGGAAAACCAUGGUGAGUUGUGCAAACAUGAGAUGGUAUAGGAUAUCAAGAGACAGAUGGUCAGAAAAAUGUAGUUUUCAUAAAAUAUUGGCAUUGUGUGAUAGUUUGUCUCCUUCUGCAAGUGCACUUUUACUUUUGAAUUUCCAUGUUUGUUUUGUUUAUAUGCUGCAACUAUAGAAUUGUACAUUUUCUUUUACUUGAACAGUAUACUGUAAUAAAGAUUUUAAUUGUAAAUGUUAUCAUUUCUUACUAAAUAACAACUGAGAUUCUUAAUUUGAUUUCCUUGUUUCUGCUGUCACGAGGCAAGGCAGAUGUGGUGAUAAACUCCUGCUGUCUGAGGUUUGAUUAGUUUAUGGCCCACUGCUGACGUGGAGGUAACGAUGAAAGGCUGUUGACUUCCUGAGCUGUAGGAGGCCGUCAGCAGCAUAUUCACAAGUUGUUGCCGUGGUUGAAUAGUGCUGAAUCAGAGUUCAAUCAGUUAUCAGCUUGCAUUCAUCUGUAUGUAUUUAUUGUACAGUUCCUAAUAAGCACUCAUCAAAAUAGCCAUAUGAUAUGCACUAUUUUCUGACUUCAUCCAGUCUGGAUUCAAUCAUGUGAUAAACUCAGUUGUUGCUUAGUAACUAAUGUUAUGUAAUCAACCUAAAUCCUGCUGUACAUCUCAAGUAACCUAUGCUGUAAAUAAGAUUUGUCUAUUGAGGGUGAGUGUUGCUCAUUGAUUGUAAUGAUUAUGCAAUUCCCAGUAAACUGCUUGUUUUUUCAGUUAA